GGCUUUGACAGGUGGUAGGUAUUGUUGGCAACCAGGAAAAACUGUCUGGGAGUCUCCAGUGCCAAUGUAAAAAAAAACAAAAAAAAACUAAAGAUCACUGUUGGUACCCAUUAAAUUAUUCUAAGUUAGCUCAUAUAUUGGUCCUAAAUUGUGAAAAAUAUUUUCCUUGUCUUGACAUUAAACACUGGCUGACCUUUUUGGGCCCUGGAACUGCUGUGGUAACUGACAGGAAACCAGCACACUUUAGAGGAAACAGAUGAAAAGAUUACUUUUGGUCAAUUUCACCCAUUGUCUUCUCCUAAAUCAGCUCUUGUUCUAUCCCUGAAUUGUGGAAAGCCCGCCCUUUGUUUGCACAAAAGUACCGGGAUCCUCUGAUGCCACUGUAAAACUCAAGAUUGCUAAAAUUCACCCAUAACCCUCUCUUAAAUUUGCCAAUGUGUAAACAACCCGGCCCUUGGUCACAAAAAUACACUGGGACAGGAAAACUAACAUUUCUCAAUUUCACCUGGCCCUAGCAUACACAAAAACGCUCUACACUUUGGUUAACGUGGGAGAAGAGGCUCCGUUUGUGGCAGGUACAAUUGGUAAUCAAGAAAAACCUUUUUUUUCCCUGGCACAAGUCAGAACUCCAAGCAAAAACACAAAAGCUAAUUCUGAAGAAAUACUACGAGGUGGCGGGCAGCAUGACAACCGACUAACACCAAAGAAUGCCCUUUUUUGUUCUCAAUCCCUAACAAAAGUAGGAGGCGCAAGCACAUAGUGAGCUAACCCACCGCCACUCACUUGCAGCCUCUGAUUGCGUGAAAGCAGAGAUACGACGUCUCUGCUCGUCAUUCCCACAAGGCGGCUACGUGAUGCGUCACUGCGCUUCCGGGUAGUAGUGACGCCACAGUCUCGCGUGAUGAGACUUGUGGCAUCGGGAUUUUCUGUAAGACAGGAGGCAAGAAGCUUGCAAUUAACAUCUAUGCGGGACGUGUUUGGCUUUAUUUUGUCAUCAGAAAUGAGAAGACUUUAUUAUGCAAUUGCUGUGAAAUGGUCUUGUGAGGGCCCUGCAUGGUGAUGUGAAGCAAUCCCUGGGCCCCUGGGUUAUUUAUCGCAACAGAAUUUUUUUUUUUUUUUAAUAUUACUAUUGUGACUGCUUGAGAUCGGAGCCCCUGAAACUUUCUGGGGCCCCUUGUGCCAGGCUCUUAUGGUAUAGGAACAUGGACCAUAACAAUAGGGAAAAGGAUGAGAGGCCUCGGCCAGCAAAGGCUUUGCCUGUGCGGACAGGACACAGCUCCCGACCAUCUAGCUCAACCACCUCCUCAGGGGUCCUCAUGGUGGGGCCGAACUUCAGAGUUGGGAAAAAGAUUGGCUGUGGAAACUUUGGGGAGUUACGGCUAGGGAAAAAUCUUUACACCAAUGAAUAUGUGGCAAUUAAACUGGAACCCAUCAAGUCUCGCGCACCUCAGCUUCAUUUGGAAUACCGAUUUUACAAACAGCUUGGCAAUACAGCUGAAGGGCUUCCUCAAGUAUUUUAUUUUGGGCCUUGUGGAAAGUACAACGCCAUGGUACUGGAGCUGUUAGGCCCAAGUUUGGAAGAUCUUUUUGACCUGUGCGACCGAACGUUCACGUUGAAGACUGUGCUGAUGAUUGCAAUCCAACUGAUUUCAAGGAUGGAAUAUGUGCACUCCAAGAACCUCAUAUACAGAGAUGUUAAGCCAGAGAACUUUCUCAUAGGGCGCCAGGGAAAUAAGAAGGAACACAUAAUCCAUAUCAUAGACUUUGGACUAGCCAAGGAGUAUAUUGACCCAGAAACCAAAAAGCACAUACCUUACCGGGAACACAAGAGUCUGACAGGAACAGCUAGAUAUAUGUCCAUAAAUACUCAUCUUGGAAAAGAACAAAGUCGAAGAGAUGAUUUGGAGGCACUGGGGCACAUGUUUAUGUAUUUUCUACGAGGUAGUCUACCAUGGCAAGGUUUAAAGGCGGACACCCUGAAGGAGCGUUAUCAAAAAAUUGGAGAUACAAAACGAAAUACCCCUGUUGAGGUUCUUUGUGAGAAUUUCCCAGAGGAGAUGGCCACUUACUUACGAUAUGUGAGACGGUUAGACUUCUUUGAGAAACCAGAUUACGAUUAUCUACGGACACUUUUCUCAGAGCUGUUUGAAAGAAAAGGAUAUAGCUUUGAUUAUGUUUACGACUGGGUUGGCAGGCCAAUUCCUACCCCAGGUGGAUCUGUGCAUGUGGAUUCUGGGACCUCUGCAAUAACCAGGGAGAGCCAUGGGCACAGGGAGCGACCAUCACAAACACAGCCCUUGAGAAAUCAGGUAAUGAGUUCAACUAAUGGGCAGCUUAAUGCCGAUGACCAAACGGGAGGUCACUCCAAUGCACCGAUCACAGCGCAGGCCGAGGUGGAGGUUGUGGAGGAAGCAAAGUGCUGCUGUUUUUUUAAGAGGAAAAGGAAGAACCACUCGCAGCGACACCACAAGUGAGCUGCCAGAAUUUUCUGGAAGAGAUUGUUGAACUUGACAUGCAGAGCUGCUCUGUAAAUGACUCCAGGGCAUUUGGGGAAAGAGUAUGCGGGUUAUAUGUGGCUUACCAUUCAAGGGAAACAAAAAAGGCAAAAAAAAAAAAAAAAAUGAAAACAAAGAUGUCUGCAUUAAGCUGCAGCCAGCUCGCAAAACGGUUCCUGAGACAAGGUGCAAUAAGGUUUAGCCCUCUGAGAGAGUGAUGAGAUGGAGGGUCGCGCCUACAAUUCUGUUGAGGGACUGGCAGGGACCAUGCCCUCACAAUACUUUGUAUUACCUGCAUUAAUAAUGCACUCCUGAAUUGCCUGUUUCAAGCCUAAUGAUUUAUACUCAUUGCUGAGGGCUGCACCUCAACUCCCUGUUUUACCUCCACCUUGACCACGAAGACAGGAUGUGGGGAAAAGAGAUUUGACUACUUUUUGAAGUUUGUCUUUUUUGGGGGUUUUUUUUCUGGUCCCUCCUUUUAUGUUUCAUUUUUUUUUUUUCUCUUCAUCGAAAUACAAUGUAGAGAAUUACUGAGCAUUCCACAUUAGAAGGGCUGCUUCAUGCAUGGUUAGAUGCCCCAAGGAGUCUCUGUUGCACUACUGGCUUUAACAUAAAUAUACAUUUUAUAAGAAUUAUGUGCGUUCUGUCUGCUCUGUCGCACAUACUCUUUCGAGUGAGACUCAGGAUGUAACAUAUUGGAGCCCUGUCUCCCUGCUUAGCUUUAUGUAUACAGCAGAAACCCCUCACCCCCCCCCCCCCCCAAGUCAAACUGAGGAUUUAAUAUUUAGUAUUGCUGCUUCAGGGGAGAAUCCAAUAGAAAUCACAAAAGGACUUGAUUCUAUAAAAUACAUUUCUAUGCUUGAAUUCCUGCUUUUGUUUUCACAACAUUAUUCUUUUAAUAGAAGCCUACAAACUUUUUUCUGUCAUUUUAGCAUGGUAUUGUAGACAAUACCUUUCCUUAAAAAAAACACAAUAUACUGUUUGAUUUCUUUGAAAUUAUUGUGGAGGGUAAGGCUUGUUUUUCCAUGUGUUAUAAGAUACACUGAGUUUUGAUGCAGAAAACUGUGAAUUUGUUUUCCUUGCUUUUAUGUAUCAGUUUUUUAAAGGAAGUAAACUCCUGCUAAUGCUUUUUCACCUGACAGGGCUGGUUCUAGGUCAGCACCAUGUGGAGCUCCUUUAUGCAUAGCUUAGAACUCUUAACAUCCCCUUUACAUCUUAGCUGCUGGGGGGUGCUGGGAGUUGUAGUUAAGCAACAGUUGGAGUGCCAAGGAUUGCCUCUUCCUGUUCUCGAUGUUUACAAAAUGAACAAAAUGUAAAUUGAAAAUAAUCUAAAUCUGGUAAUUCCUUGAUUAUAUGUAAGGCCUUCUACUGAAAGGCAAAUGUUGAAAAGAAAAUAUUGACAAAAUCUUUUGUUAAGAGCCAGCCUUGUUCUAAUACUUUAAUCCUCAAUUGUUGGAGGAAAUACUAAGAAUCCAGCAUUAUGUACACUGAUGCAAUAUUCAUCUGACCCUGUAAAAGCCAUUGUUUGGCAGAAGUGAGGUUGGGUUAACCAUAGGUGAUUUCUGAACAGUAAGUGUCCCUACUGGUCCAGUGCCUUUUUUUUCUGCCAAGUGGUUGAAUACUAAAUUCCAAACGCUUUGCAACAAGGAUACAUACACCUCUUGAAGAUGCCUCUCUGGGUUUUGAGGUGAACCCGGGCCUUCCGUUAAUCUUUCUUUUAUUUAGUCCUCUCCUCCAUUCAGUGCGGAUGGAUUACCCCUCAGGAAUCUUUUCACUUACCUGCAAUGUACAAAGACCACCCUCUCAUUUGUAAUUUUUAUUUUACCUGUAUAUUUAAUUUAGAGUAUCGCAUUGCACUGUAGCUAUAAGGGGAAUUUUUUUAAAGCUUUUUUCCUUUUAAAAACUUAAAUAAAUGUUUGGCUGUUUAAAAUUGUCGGUGAAGGUAUCAAACUGUUGCUUACCUGAUUAAAUGAAGGACUGUUUUUUCUGCAAAUAUUUAAGCACUAUUCAAAGUGUGUAAACCAAGACAAUAUUG
Messenger RNA from Xenopus tropicalis (tropical clawed frog), 4530 nucleotides. It is a transcript of the gene csnk1g1, whose product is annotated as casein kinase 1 gamma 1. Gene Ontology annotation, molecular function: kinase activity; ATP binding; nucleotide binding. The record is from RefSeq and is a predicted model, not a curated record. Gene Ontology annotation, cellular component: cytoplasm. The coding region runs from base 1203 to 2474 and encodes 423 amino acids. The transcript is spliced from 12 exons. Lineage: Eukaryota; Metazoa; Chordata; Amphibia; Anura; Pipidae.